CAGGUUUUUAUUUUAAGUGUUUGAUCACGUAUCCGAAAAAUAAUAGCUAUACCGUUGUACGUUGCGCUGAUGAUAUUCAGUAGACACGUGUUGAAGUGUGUGUCUUUUGCGUCCCGCUGUGGGUUACUCAGAAAUCGAUUUCUCUCUUUUCAGAAACACCAGAAAAAUAUAUUUAUAGGUUCUCGAAAAAUGUCUUUCUCCAUAGUUGAAAGAGGAUCUCCCAAUACGCUAGGAUAUAGAAUCUUUUAUAGUGACGAGAAUGGGCCAAUCUCACCAUUCCAUGACAUUCCGUUAUUUGCUGACAAAGAAAAUAAAAUCUACAACAUGGUUGUUGAAGUACCAAGGUGGACAAAUGAAAAAAUGGAGAUAGCAACAAAAGAAGCAUUGAAUCCUAUUAAACAAGAUGUUAAGAAAGGAUUGCUACGAUAUGUUCACAACUGUUUUCCUCAUCAUGGUUAUAUAUGGAACUAUGGGGCUUUGCCACAGACUUGGGAAGAUCCUAACCACAUUGAUGAAUCAACAGGAUGUAAAGGAGAUAAUGAUCCUAUUGAUGUCUGUGAAAUAGGCUAUAGGAUUGCAAAACGAGGAGAAAUCUUACAAGUGAAAAUAUUAGGAGUCAUGGCUUUGAUUGAUGAAGGGGAAACUGAUUGGAAACUUAUUGCAAUUGAUAUAAAUGAUCCUUUAGCUGAAGAUCUCAAUGAUAUUGAAGAUGUUGAGAAACAUAUGCCAGGAUUUUUAAGGGCAACUCAUGAAUGGUUCCGGAUAUAUAAAAUGCCUGCAGGAAAUCCCGAAAACAAAUUUGCUUUUAAUGGAGAGCCUAAAAACAAAGAAUUUGCUGAAAACAUAAUUGAAGAUACUCAUAAAUACUGGCAGAAGUUAAUCAAAAGUGAAACUGAUGCUAAUGAAAUUAAUUGCACAUGUGUCACUGUUGAAGAUAGCUUAAAUAAAAUCAAUGUCAUGGAUGCUUUAGCAAUACUUCAACAGUCAGAUGAACCUGGACCUCCUCAUGAAGUAGAUCCAAUAGUUGACAAAUGGCACUUUGUACAGCUGAAAUGAUGGGAAAUGUACUAUCUAUUGAAGACAUACAAGUCAUUUUCAAGAAAAUUAAUUGCUGAUUAUCUCACGCCUCCAAAGAAGUUUUAAAACUAAAUUAAUUUUUCUAAAAAUGCUUCUACUAUCCCACUAUUAUUUUUAUAUUUUAAAAUAUUUAAUUUGAGAGUGAUCUGUGAUAACAGGAACAAAUUCAUAAAUAGGAAUCAUUUUAUUGAUGGAUAAAAUACCUUAAACUUCCUAUAAUUGAAAUAAUUAAGGCUGAAACAGAUUAAUCAAUUUAAAAUUACUCUUGAAAAUUUGCGUGACUUAAUCACACUAAUAUUUUGUAUAAGAUUUUGUCUAUGUAUGUUUUGCAUUAAUUACAAUGAUUAGUCGAGACAUAUUUUUCAGUUCACAUAUCUUUUAUAUGUUAAUUUAUUAUAAGAUUGAAAUGCAGAAAACUUUCAUUAAGAUUUUUGAAUGUGAUAUUUUCUUAGAGUUAUAUAUUUUAUGAAAUUAUUAAAACUAAUUCACAGUUAAUAGCUAAAUAGCUAAUUAGUUUAUGCUAAAAGGUUUUAAUAAUUAGUACAAUAUUAGCUAAAUAGCUAAUAAACUGUUCAAAUUUUACUUUGGACAAUAAAUAUUAAGCUAUAGUGUAACUUAAAUCAUAAUUUCAUUUAUUCCACUCAGAAAUGUAUAUUUAUAUAUUUUCAGUAUUUGUUUUCCCACAAAACUGUUUUUGAAAAGAAAUUCGCAUUCUUUUGGCAUCAAAUCAUUUAAAAAUCAAAAUAAGAUUAUCAAUGAAAUUUAUAACAGGAAAUGUAAAAUUUACCUAUGUUAAUUUCAAUUCUGAACGAUGUUUAAAAGUAUAAUUUUUAAUUGCUUUCUUGGAAAGAAUAUGACUAUUUAUAUAUAUAUAGGAAAUGUUACGAUAUCUGUUUAUGUAAAUUAUUUUUUAAUCUAGUUGCUCUCUGUUUAUAAGGUAGACAUCCCAUGACAUUUCUAAAAUUUUUAUUUGAACAGAAUUGUUGACAUGCAUAUAUAUUUUCAUUGUUAUGAUAAUAAAAUUUUACAUUUGUCAAUGUG
Stegodyphus dumicola is the source of this 2118-nucleotide messenger RNA. It is a transcript of the gene Nurf-38, whose product is annotated as Inorganic pyrophosphatase Nurf-38. Gene Ontology annotation, molecular function: inorganic diphosphate phosphatase activity; magnesium ion binding. NCBI's taxonomy places the organism in Eukaryota, Metazoa, Arthropoda, Arachnida, Araneae, Eresidae. The record is from RefSeq and is a predicted model, not a curated record. Gene Ontology annotation, biological process: phosphate-containing compound metabolic process. Gene Ontology annotation, cellular component: cytoplasm.